GCGGAGCCCAGCGCAGGAGCGGAAUCCUCAGGCUGUAUCUCCACAUUCAAAUCAGGAAAGAUGUCCACGCAAGCUGGGGCGGAGAGCACAUCAGGCCGGCACGUUGCAGAAAGUCAUCGGCAAGAGUCGGCGCAAUUGCUGAUCUUUAACUUCUUACUGAUUCUCACUCUCUUGACAAUUUGGCUGUUUAAACACCGGAGAGUCCGCUUUCUGCAUGAGACUGGCGGGGCUAUGUUCUAUGGCCUUAUAAUGGGACUGAUCCUCCGUUAUGCCAUUCCAUCCCCUGACCCUGAAAACAGCAUUGUUCAUAAUUGUGAGAAUGUGACCAAGAGCCCUGGUACCUUGCUGCUGAAUAUUACAGACCGGCUGUAUGAGUAUGAGUAUAAGCGCGAGAUUGACAAACACAAUGUGAAUAAUCGGCAGGGAAAUGAAAUACUUCGCAAGGUAACAUUCGAUUCAGAAAUUUUCUUCAAUGUCCUCCUCCCGCCGAUAAUAUUUUACGCAGGUUACAGCCUGAAGAAGAGACAAUUCUUCCGGAAUUUGGGCUCAAUAUUAACCUAUGCUUUUAUAGGCACUGCCAUUUCCUGUAUUGUGAUUGGUGGCGUUAUGUAUGGCUUUGUCAUGGCUAUGAUCAACCUUGGUCAACUAAGCAAGCAUGACUUCUACUUCACUGACUGUUUAUUCUUUGGAGCUCUGAUUUCAGCCACUGACCCAGUGACGGUGCUGGCCAUCUUCCAUGAGCUCGACGUGGACACACAACUCUAUACGCUGCUGUUUGGGGAGAGUGUUCUGAAUGAUGCAGUCGCCAUCGUCCUGACUUACUCCAUAUCCAUAUACAGCCCAAAGGACAACCCAGAUACAUUUGAUGCUGCUGCUUUCUUCAAAUCAGUUGGGAACUUUGCUUGGAUUUUUGCUGGCUCAUUUGCCAUGGGGUCAGCAUAUGGCAUUGUCACGGCUUUGUUAACGAAAUUCACCAAACUCUGUGAAUUCCCGAUGCUGGAGACUGGGAUAUUCUUCUUCUUGUCCUGGAGUGCAUUUCUCUCAGCAGAAGCCAGUGGCCUUACAGGAAUUGUUGCUAUUCUCUUCUGUGGAAUCACUCAAGCUCACUACACCUACAAUAACCUUUCAGAUGAAGCAAAGAUGAGGACAAAGCAGCUCUUUGAAUUCAUGAAUUUUAUGGCUGAAAACUUCAUCUUCUGCUACAUGGGUGUUGCACUGUUCACCUACCAGAACCAUAUCUUCAAUGCCCUCUUCAUUUUAGGAGCCUUUAUUGCCAUCUUAGUAGCGCGAGCUUGCAACAUCUAUCCUUUAUCCUUCCUUCUCAACCUGCGGCGUAAAAGAAAAAUCCCCUGGAACUUCCAACACAUGAUGAUGUUUGCAGGCCUGCGAGGUGCCAUUGCGUUUGCGCUGGCAAUCCGAGACACCGACUCAAAACCCAAACAGAUGAUGUUCACCACAACCCUGCUGAUUGUGUUCUUUACCGUCUGGGUGUUUGGAGGGGGUACCACUCAGAUGCUCACAUGGCUUCGUAUCAGGGUGGGCGUAAACCCAGAUGAUGAGCUCAACCAGGAAAGUAUACAUGUGAGUACUGAUGGCAGUCAGGGGGUAAACAGCACCAAGGCCGAAAGUGCAUGGCUGUUCCGAAUGUGGUACAACUUUGAUCACAAAUACUUGAAGCCAGUUUUGACACAUUCUGGUCCACCACUCACAACAACACUGCCAGCCUGGUGUGGUCCUGUUGCUAAACUACUGACCAGCCCUCAAGCAUAUCAGGACCAUCAGAAGGAAGAUGACACAGAUUACAUCAUCAGCAAUGAUGAGCUGUCAGUGUACUAUGAAGACAGAACAGUGUCUGAUUCCUGCUCUGGUGAUGAACUAGGAAAGAAUAUACCUAAACAAGAGCAACCAGUGGCCAAGGAUAACUUCCAUGAAGGAUAAAUUCAGCUAACUGUGGGCCCUGCCUCAAAUAGAUUCCGAGUGGCCCUACUGAACAAAGCCCUUUUUGGCACAUAUCUGGUGAGAACAAAAUGGACGGGGAGAUGAAUUAGCUUCCAAAUGCUUGUACCAAUUCAAUUACCCCAGUUCUUAAACUCUUAAAGUUGCACGUUUUCCUGCUUAGCAGGCAUCAAGUUCAGUACUAAAAUCAAAACAAACAACUAGAACAACUGGACCAGUACUUACACAGUGAGUUCAUGAAUCCUUAAUGGUAAGACACAUGAGACCAAAAGGCUAACUGAUGACAUUUUUAGAAAAAUGUGAUUUUAAUUCUGUCCAGAGCUUCAAGAAUUUGCCUUUGCAACCAGAUUAAAGUAACUGCACUGGCUCAAUUUUUUUUUUCCUAUGUAAGGCUCUUGGAUGUCAUAUUAAACUUUGCUCUAUUCUGCCUCUGAGCUAGAAUAACCCUUGCUUGGGCCUCAGCGUACUGAUGCAGAAAUGAUUCAGAUGCAGACUUUGCUCUGCUGCUGCUGAAGAAGUAUCAUUGUGCUGUUGUGCAAACUUUUGAAAGCUUAUCAGUGUAAAUGUAAUAGUACCAUUCUGCAUUUCUUAUAACUCUGACUGGCAUUAGAAUGGUCAACGGUUUCACAUUCCACCUAAUACACCUUUUCUCACAAUGUUAUGUUACAUUCCACUGAUCUGAUGGUAUCAUGGCUUGAAUUUCAGUCAUGCUCUUCAUAUUCUCUGUUCAGUCACCUGACAAUGUUGACUAUGACAGACCACCUACAAAAAAAAAGGACAUGGAAUUGUUAUCCCAAUGUCUCAGUGAAUAAAUACACUUUGAAGUCUUCUGGUAUUUUGUGCCUUACAUUCUGCUGCGGCAUUAAGACAUAAAGAGCAGAUGAUCUCAAAAACAGUCCUGGAUAGGAGUCAAGAUGCAACAAUUACACUCCAGAGCUAGGAAGUGGAAUAAAGUCAUCUAAGGUUUAAGUUUCGAAUUGCUACCCAGUAGCCCCUGCUGGAAAGUGUGCAUUUGUAAGUGUUACCCAGUUACCCAGUAGCUCCUGCUGGAAAGUGUGCAUUUGUAAGUGUUACCCAGUUACCCAGUAGCUCCUGCUGGAAAGUGUGCAUUUGUAAGUGUUACCCAGUUACCCAGUAGCUCCUGCUGGAAAGUGUGCAUUUGUAAGUGUUAGAUAAGGAGAGGACUGGGGGCUCUGCCUUGAUGCUUUCAGCGCCAAAUAGCUUGUCAACACUCACUGUCACAACUCACACACGAAGCUGAGGUACUGGGGGGCUGUUGAUGUUCUUUAAGCUGUAAGAGUCUGUGCUCUCGGGAGAAGUGGGAAGUUGAUUUGGGAGGGUUGGGGAUUACAAAAAGGGCAGUUUGACCUAAAAACCCAUUGCUUCCGAUGCACCAUAUCAAGAAAGAGAGAAGAUUUUAGCAGUAAGGUUUAAGAUUAGAGAUCGGAAUUUGACUUUUUGUUCAUUGGAUUUUAAUAAAGGGCCUCCUAAAAGCUGUUUGAAGCUGAACAUCUCAAAACUGAUACUGAUAGAUUUUUGUUAGGAAAGGAUAACAAGAUUUAAAGAACCAAAGCAGCUGGAUUGAGUUAAGAUACAGAUCAGCCACGGUCUAACUGAAUAGCGAAACAGGCUAUGGAAGACCUUUUCAUAUAUUCUACUUAAUCAGAAUGUAAACAGUAUGUUGCAUUGGGAUUUAAAGAUGUUGCUUCAUCAAAUUUAAGAUAUACCUCCAGGAAAAAAAAUGGGAAGAACAUGUUUCUACAUCUGAGUUAAACUGUAUAAAAAAUUUACUGUCAAUGUCCAGUUGAAUUAUUGCUGUGAAAUAGCUAAUUAGAUACUCAAAUUCUUUUUGACAUACAUUAAUUUUUAGCCCACCUAAUGCUGUACAUAUUUUAAUCAGCAGGCUACGCUUAGCCCAUGUAAUCAUCUUGACUUUUUCUGGGUAUGCAAUGUAAAAGUUUUAUUUGAAUAUGAAAAUCUGUUUCUCCAGAAUUUUAAGUUUUCUGGAACUUUGUACCUUACUUUAGCAGAUUCACUUUAAUUUAUAGAAAGCUUUUUUCAUGCAGUCUCGUUCUUGGCAGAUAAAAGCCUUAUCAGGCUGAAAAUAUAUUAAUUGAAUCAAGCCUUUCUGCUAAGUUUAUGAUAGACACAAUUGAGUAACUUUACAUGGGCUGUGCAGCUUGUGAACAAGAAUGCCAUCUCUUCUAUGUAUAUGGUGAAGUCCAAGAAACAAAUAUUUAAGAGCAGAGUGAGGCACCAUAUACCUUAUGUCUGUGGAGAAGCCAUAUAAAACGGUGUUUGUACAACAUGUGUGAUGCACAGAUAUAAAGCACACAGUCACCUUUGCUUUGUCAUGCACAUUGAAAACAUCAGGUACUCAAAUGCUUCAGUUAUCAAGCAAGAUGUUUUUAGUCAGUUCCAAGCUAGUUUACUUGGCGUACUGCAUGAUAAUACAAGGCAGAAAUAGAAGUGGUGGAAAAUAACUGGAGUUAAAAACAAAAUCAGAAGUCUUCAUUUAUUUUCAAGAAGGAGAUGGUCACAAAUAGGAUGUGUAAACUAUAAAUCAAAAAUAAUAAUUGAUUAAAAUAUCAAGUGAGAAGCAGUGGUUGCAUAGUUAAGGGAGCUAGUGUGAGAGUUGUUCCAUGCUGAAAGAUUGGUUUAGCUGUAUCUCUCAGGGAUAGUCCCAUUUUGGGUGGCGGGGUCGUGGUUACACAAUCCUUAGGACAUUGUAUCCGACACAAAAUCAAAAAGAAUGGUAAAACUCCCAAAAAUUGCUGGAGAAGCUAUGGCAACAACUUGCUGACCCCCAAUCUAACAUAUUACCCCCUUUAAGCAUCAUAGAGCUAAAUGAUCUUGCAGACAUCAAAUAAGAGAAGAUGGCAUGUGGAUGACCCUCCAACACACCCCCAUCCUCUGUUGUUUUGAGUCAAAUCACUGUGGAAAGAGGUGCACACACUGCUUCUUAUUUGAUGCUUCUGUACUCUCUACGAUUAUGUACUUUUUAGGAUCAAACCAAAUGUAGUCCCUGAUCCUGGCCUGCUACCAAAAAUAAACACUCGCAUAAACAAAAUAUCCCUCACAAGACAAACAUUGCACAUCCACCAAAGAAAAUAGUUGGGAUUAAGCAAAAGAGCAAGGAUAAUUAAAGGUAGCAAACUACCCACAUAGAAUCUUUUCUUCCUGUUCACAAGCUGGCUUUAAAUGAACUUGUCUUUCAUGUAUUAUUUACCAACAAUGUAACGUGCCUUCUCAUAUUAUAAUACAGUGCACCUUAAGAAUUGAAAUAAAAUGGAAUGCAAUGAAAACAA
Molecule: messenger RNA, 5264 nt
Organism: Carcharodon carcharias (great white shark)
Lineage: Eukaryota; Metazoa; Chordata; Chondrichthyes; Lamniformes; Lamnidae
Product: sodium/hydrogen exchanger 9-like
Exons: 16
Coding region: 61-1938 (625 amino acids)
Biological process (GO): sodium ion transport; regulation of pH; proton transmembrane transport
Cellular component (GO): membrane; recycling endosome
Molecular function (GO): sodium:proton antiporter activity
Source: RefSeq, a predicted model, not a curated record